GCGCACAUUCCAUCCACCGCCCAGACUAGCGACUAUGCGUUUCAUUACGUAAUACCGCCGUAUACCGAAUAAUAAGUCAGUACAUAAAGUACUUCGCAUUCCGCUUUCAAUGUGUGCUUUUCUUCAAAUGCCGUUUUAACGCUGCAAUUUCCUGCAGUAUACCUGCUUACAAUGAGAUAACCAUACAGAGAGCACCCAUGUACAUGUACAUGUACAUGUAUACGUUCGUUUUUAAGGUCAUUCGGCAGUCCAUUGACUAACCAUAGACCAUACAACACGGAAUUGAACUUGUUGCAAGAUGGGUGAGCGGUUUUUGCUUGUUGUGUUCUGGGUGCUGUUGCAACUGCUGUGCAGUUUGGCUCCGAUUAGCUCCAUGGCUCAACCCAACUCGUCUGAUGUGACGGCAUACCCUCCAUUGUGGGUAGACGUACCCAUGCUGGAAUAUCCGCCGCCGGACGAUGUCACUACAAUCACUUUAACGAAUACAUCUGUGGGUCUGUGCACUGACAAGCAUUUCUGCAGUAGUCUUGGUUGCGGCCCGUCUUUCUUUUUCGGUGUGGCACGCCACGAAAUGCCUCCUCUCUGCCAUUGCGACCAAGCCUGCGUGUUCUACGACGACUGCUGUCACGACUACGCAGCGACGUGUGGGGAGCAAACAUCACCAAGCACCGAUACAAGAAAUGUGAAAAUCGAGCGUGACAGUUUCUCCUGCGUUUCAUCUCGUAAGUUUCUAGCAAGCACCUACCUUCUUGUCAGUGUCUGUCCUGAAGAUUCUGACGCCCAGACGGCUGUUUCAUGCGAAGACCCUGGUGCCGAUGACGCGCUGGCUGCGAUUCCCUGCUAUAGCAAGAACAGCAGUUUGCAUUUCAGGAAUGUGUAUUGCGCCCUCUGUCAUGGGGAAGGAAUGGCAGACAUUAUCCCAUGGAAGGUCGUCGUUGACUGUGAUCUCAAUCCGUGGCAAUACGAAACGGCGAGAGAACUUCUGCUAAGUUCCAUAAAAAAUCUCGAUCGGAUUGAGCAAGAACUCGGGUGUGUCGUCAUCAUCCGCGCCCCAGAAAUGGACGACGUCACGAAGACGGCACGCGCGUGUUAUCCGGAUGUCAAAGGUCGCUGCGCAACGCAGCAGGAUCCACUGAGUGACGCCUGCGCGUCUUACACGGCACUCACGACGGUGGAUGGCCAAGGAAGUCUGGAGCUAUUCAGAAACCCGCACUGUGCUCUUUGCAACCUCCCCAAUGGGCCUGACCGAGUGGAGUAUGCUACAGACUGCAGCAGAGACUUUCCGGUAUUCUACCUAUCAGGCAUGUUUCCGAGCUUUCAUGGUGGAACUUUUGGUGGAACAGAUGAUCAGCUUCUUGGUGCACGUCCAAUGGGUAGAAUGUCUCCACCAAUUUCUAUUCUCUUUGAUUUUCGAGCUAGUAGCGAUGUUAAGAUCGUUCAGGGUAGAGAGUUUCAGAUUGCAGAGACAGUCCAGUGUCCUCGGAAUGAGGUCUACGAUCCUUUCGACUCGCGUUGCCGUCGAUUGUCGUGCCCCAACGGCUACCUUCUCAAGGACAAUCAGUGUGUCCCAGACAUAAAUGUCUUGGGGCAUGGCUGUGGGGACAAUGUCGACAUGAUCGUUGAAUUAACAGUCAAUUUUGGUGAUUGUCUGGGAGGUCUGUCAAAGGAUGAAGAUGCUCAACGAAUUGGAGACAUUCAGCUGUGUCUUGAAGAUUUCCUUGGAUUUGAGCAGGGGACCUUGCAGGCUGCAGCUUCCACCCCUGAACCAACCAUUAAUUGUCCAAGGGGUGUCGCUUAUUCAUUCUUUGCCAGUUCAACUGGCGAACCCUUGAAGAACUUCCAGGAAUUACAAGAGUUGUCCCUUCCAGCGACUCCAUAUUGCCAUAUAUUUGAUGCCAAAGCAAUGUGGUCCGUAGAAUUUAAACAACACUGUGAACAUUUACCCAGAGACAAAUGUACAGGGCGCUGGUUGAAUGACACCCAGUUCUCCCUCCCUGUUCAGAAUGGUACAACCCUUGUCUACGUCAACGCGUCCGCGUCUUGGUACGCUCUGAACCAGACGAUAAUACGCGCAAACUUCCAAAAGCGAGAACAAUCAUUUGAGCAGUUUACUCACGUGCAGAUCUGUGCCGAACCAACCCUGGCAUGUCCCUUGAUGGUUUUGAACUCUUCUCUUUUCCAUCCCGACGAAAACGACCCAGGGUCAAUCAUCCACAAUCGCACGGGAAGAGUUUUCAGGAGUGAUGAGUACGUAAGAACUGAAAGUGGUGGGAUUCAAGUUUGUUCAUUCUUUGACAGCAACGGUACCCGAAAUGGCACCACAUCUACCUUCUUGGAUUUCUCAAAACCUCAGCAAAUCCUGAGCCUGAUUGGUAACAUCGUCUCAAUGUCAGCAGCAGCCGUUACUUUUAUCACAUACUGUGCUUUCAAGGAACUCAGACAGCGAAUCAGUCUAGCGAUAAUGUCUCUGGUUGCUUGUCUCUUCCUAGCACAGUUGCUUCUUCUAGUCAGCGGCGCUGCAACCAGCAACCCACCAGCUUGCACAACAGUGGCAGUCUUGGGUCACUUCUUCUGGCUUUCAACAGUUCUCUGGACCAGUGUCUUGGCGUUCGACCUCAACCAAACUUUCGCCUACAGUUCUAAGAUCCGAAGGCUUGACUCCGACAAGCGGAUAUACCUCCUGCAUGUAACUUUCGCCUUUGGAGGAGCUAUGCUUAUCGUCCUGCCGUGCUUGGUGAUACACCUCUGUGGUUGCACAGACCUUCCAUUUUGGUAUGGCAACGAGAAUGUCUGCUGGAUUGGCAAUGGCUACGUCAACCUUGUAGCAUUUGGAGUUCCCAUAGGCGUAGUGGUGGUGGUGAAUGGCAUUUUAUUCGCAUUCACCGUUCGUGGGAUACGUUCUACGAAUAAACAGAGCAAUCCUCUCAAACACACUGACAAGACGGAGCUGCAAAGAAUGAGACAAGAGCUGAUGGUCUACAUAAAGAUUUCCAGUCUGAUGGGUUUCACGUGGAUCUUUGGCUUUGCAGCGGCAUUCAGUGACGUCACCGCUCUCUGGUACAUCUUCAUCAUCCUCAACUCCUGCCAGGGGCUCCUCAUCUUCCUCUCCUUCAUCUGCAACAAGAAAGUCUGGCGCCUCUGGAAGAACCUGCUCUAUGCUGGAAGAACCGAGAAAGGUUCUAGUUCCUACUCCACUCGUUCUUCGACGCGGCCGAUGUUAAAACACCGAAGUGGGAGUAACAGCAGCACCUCUACGCGCAAGACGACCGUGACUGAACUGUAGCCAACUUGGGACCAACAAGCCCUGCCCCGUGACGCUCUGAUCAAUCACGGCCUUGAUUAACGUCCGUCACAACCUCGUUUCCAUGGGUACAAUCUUGUUACGCCAUGUUGUUUCCUAUCAUGCCUUGCGCGAUCUUAGUGAAGGAACGCACACGCGCCCGUGGAGUACGCGAGGCUGCGUCCGUCAUGCGUGCACAAAAGUCAGACUCAAUACGCUGGCGGCUUGAACAUGCCUUGUGGCAGUGUAUCACGAGAAAGCCAUUUUUGGUCGUGUUCUCAAUAACUUGUUUUAUAAAUUGUGAACUGUUGAAAGGGAUGGUGCCAGACUAUUUAAGCAUUCUAGCCUCACUUUCAAUUUAACUUAAAAUGUGGCUUUAAACAUUAGGUGUAUUUAAUCACAAAUUUUAAAUAAUUCAUCAGAGCAGAUUGGUAUUAAAUUGUAAUAACUUUAUGUAAUUGCUUUCAUUUCUAUUCGCAAGUUUCAGAAAUGAAGAUUUUACCUCGCUUUCAAUUUAAUAUGGCCGACUCGUGAAUAAAGCCCAAUGGAGAGGCUAGGCUAGGCGCAGCUGCAGGUGUUGUAUGUUUCCAACGUGCGCAGUGGGCGGGGCUUAAUUCAUAGGUCCAUUAUAUGGAGGUGUUUCUUGCCUAGGUUACCAGCCAAAUUACACGCCAUGUAUAAUUAUUGCGACUGGUUCUCAACUCAUUUUUGCUAAGCAUAUAAAUUGCCAAGCUUCCUUUUGUUUCUGCUCAGGGGUUAAGUGAUAUUGGUCUAGGGCCAGUUGUAUGGAAGUGCUCAUUAGGCUUUUGUUUGGUUACCAGCCAAAGCUUAGUGGGCAUGUUAUGCAGACCGCUUUGAACUGGUUCUCUGCUGAUUUUUUGCGAAGUAGCAUAUUGCUAAGCACUUUUUCAGCUCUUCAGCAUGAAAUUUAGUCUGAGGAUCCGACAUUAACGUGGGCAGAGCCACGGUUUAACGUCUGAUAUUAUCAUUUGUUAUACCUCUGUCUUGAAUACUGUAUUUUCAUUGGC
Patiria miniata (bat star) is the source of this 4308-nucleotide messenger RNA. RefSeq lists its product as uncharacterized. Bases 299 to 3283 code for a protein of 994 amino acids. NCBI's taxonomy places the organism in Eukaryota, Metazoa, Echinodermata, Asteroidea, Valvatida, Asterinidae. Gene Ontology annotation, molecular function: G protein-coupled receptor activity. The record is from RefSeq and is a predicted model, not a curated record. Gene Ontology annotation, cellular component: membrane. The transcript has 4 exons. Gene Ontology annotation, biological process: cell surface receptor signaling pathway; G protein-coupled receptor signaling pathway.